CAUUUUUUAAUCCUUUUCAGGCUUGUUGAGUAUUUUUGGUGAAACGUGCGUAAAAUGAGUAAUAUUCACUUGUGCCGCAAUGUGACAGCAGCGGAAAUUAAUGAAACAACAUACAAUGCGAACACAAUUGGAGCUCUCUUGGCAGCGUAUCGUUCAACGAUCAUGCACUCACCAAAAGUGCAAAAUAUGGAAUCUGAGGCGGUGUACCGCCUAAUUCAAAGAGACUUGCAGAAGGCGGACAAGGCGUACGCAUUAAUUACGUCAAACAAGUUAAGGCCGAAAGAACUAGAUAGCUUCAUUGACGUAUUGAAGACUCUAAUUCUUUCAUGCAUGAGGAAAAACAAAUUGGUGGAGUUAUGCAGAGUGUUUUACAAGGAAGAACAUGAAACGGAAUGUGAAACUGUAAUGGGAUACGGUGAUGAUAGAGGACCUCCUGCAGUCCAUUCAGUACCUCCUGAUUCCAUUCCUGUAGAGCAACAACCAACAAACAACACAGCAGUGGAAAGCUUGGGAUGUGAAGAACAUACGGAAAUUGGAAUGCAUGAUGUUGCUCAUUCCACCCCACCCUUGGAAGCUCCUCAAUUUGAGGCAGUAUCGGAAAAAUUGGAAUAUACAGAAGUUGCACCUUAUGUUCCUGAGGUUGCUGAUGUGACCCCACCCCUGGAAUUGCCUCAGCCUGACGGAGAUACGGAAGUUCCAGACCAUGAAGAUGGAGUGGAAGAGCAACCAAGUUUGGAAGGUUCAAAUGCACUACAAGCAUUGAUUGAAGAUGGAGUGGAAGAUCAAGCAAUUGUAGAAGGUUCACAUGCAAGACAACACAUAGGUAUUCAAACGAAACUCCCAAUUGCUGAUGAGGAUAAGUGUAAGGGAUGCAGUGCAGGGAAGGAACUCGUUGAAUUCUGUUACACAAACAGAUUGGAUUAUUGCAACGUCAACAUGCUGAAGCAGCUGCUGCAUGCAUGCUUCACAAAUUCAAGCAGUGAAGGGGAUAAUUGUAAGAAAUGCGAGAAGGUAUUGGAGGUAAUACAUAACGUUGAAGAAAUGCAGCUUAUGGGAAUUCAAGAUGAUGCAUUGUAUGACGUUGCAAAGAAAGCGAAGAAAAGAAUAAGGGCAUCCAUGAAGAAAAGUACAAAUGCAACAGUCAAAAAAAGGAAAUACGUCCGAAAAAACAAGUGUCCUCCCAAGAAAACACCGAAGCAUGAUAAGAAGACACUUGGCCCUGUUGCAAGCCUGUAUGGCAGGUUUGCAGAACUUGAUGAUGAAGGGAAUUUUACAAGUCCACCACCUCAAUGCAAGUUAAGGAAGUCUCCUGCAUCAGUUGUCCAAUUUGCACGGUUCAUGGAGUGGGCUUUGAAAGGACACUACAAACUUCAUGAUUUCAUGAAGGGGAAAGCUCCAGACUUUAAUGGAGUAAACAAUGAGUGGAGGACGAAAACGUCAUCAUGCAUGUUUGAUGUUGGCUGCACCUCAUGGCUGCGCUUAGAACACAAUAAAGCCCGCCUAUCAUCCUGGAUUAUCCCUAUGAGGUGCGUUCCUGGGGCAUUCAAGUCUACAGAGUUGCAGUUCCCAAAGUACACGUACCAAGGAAGCCUGUGGGUGGAGGACAUCAGUGAGGAAGAAAAGGUUUCCAUAGCAAUUGGUGAGGAAAUGGAAUUAACUCCAUGCGUCAUGCUUGCUUGUGCGCCUACUCAAGACGGAACUGAUGUUGGACUCUUCAUUCGACUGGAUGACCUUUACUGUCUUAUCCAACGGAUGAGAAAAUACUGCGAGAACCUUGCCCGCCGUACUCUUGCAACGAUAGCUGAAACACCUGAGGAAAAGAAAAAGAUGGCCCCUAAUGAAAUUAUUGGGAAGGGCAUUUUCUACAACAUCCUCGCAAGAUCACUUUUUCCAGCUGAUUCAUGCGGUGCGAUUUUAAAGUACGGCACGUAUUCAGGCACCUCAACUGCCAAGAAGAAUAGAAGUACAUCUGCUGGUUCCAGUGAUGACGAGGAUGUUCAAAACGAAGAAUUACAAGAAAGUCCAUUCGUAAACUUCCGUUUUGACUGCAUGUUUUCACUAUCACCAGAUGGCAAAAGGUCACCGUUUGUUCCUGGUUUGAUGCGCUCAAUACUAACCGACGAGGUCCGGAAGCUAACAAGUUUACGAGAUGAAAAAUUGAAUGACGUGAUGAAAGACAUCAUCAAGAAAGAUGCCUCCUCAUUUUCAACGAAACCAAACGUUGGCAUUGUGACGUUCAAGAAAUGGAUAAAGACGUGCUACGAGAAACAGAUGAGGACAAUCAUUGGGCAUUACAUGCAAGAAAUGGAUUGUGUUUCCGAAGAAUUUCAGAGCUUCAGAGUGUGGCUGAAUGAUGUUUACUACAAACGUCACGAUAUUUGGCCAAAUCUAUUUGGCGGACAUGUCCAGGAGUCUUUUUCAGAUAUGGCUCAAAAAAAGUUAACAGAUUCUUCAUCGGAGGAUGAUUAACUUCCCAAAAGUUAUUAAACACCGUUUUGCAUUUUUUUUAAAUAUUUACAUAAUUUUUUUUUACCGAGUCACUGAGCUGAAAUUGUUUUUAUAUGUGUGAAUGUCGUGGUGCAUUUUUUUUUCGGAC
Messenger RNA from Notodromas monacha, 2596 nucleotides. Lineage: Eukaryota; Metazoa; Arthropoda; Ostracoda; Podocopida; Cyprididae. The record is from the annotation of a GenBank genome assembly.